AUAAUGUAUGUAUUUACAAAACAUAUUAUUUAAUCUAUAGGUUUAAAUAUACUUUUUUUUUUUAAACUACGAGAACAAUACAAUUAGCAAAUAUUAAAACAAGUUGUAUAACACUUUGAAUUCAAUUUUAUCAUCAUGGAAAUUUUACAUAGAAUUGGAACCAUAUUCUUCCUAUCAACAGUUCUUGGUAAGUAAACCACCUUUAAAUUUCACGAGCUUUAAAAAAAUAAUAAUAAUAAUAAUAUUUUUUUAGAGAAUUGUUCGUAGUAUUUUACACUCCUUUUGUAAGAAUUAACAGCAUAGUUAAUAAAAAAGACGUAAUUUAAACUGUUAUUUUAAAAGCAGUAUUCUUCUUGAUAUUUAUAUUUCUAAACAGAUUUCUUCGCUGCUCAGGAAAUAACAAAAUUCCUAAAGGGACAAACACAAUGUUCAACAAAAUGCAAGAGUGGAUACCUGAUAACAUCUGACACGUGUGUCUUUAAUUACGAGAUCAGUUUUAAAGAAGCAUUACCAGAGACUUCUUCUCUCAUACUUGAAAUUCGGGAAGCACAUAUCGAAGUAUUUAACCCUGUAAGUUGAGCGUUUUAUUUAAUAUACAAUAGAUUAUUAAGUAUAAAUGAAAACAUCAUUAAAUAAUAAUAACCUGUCUUAUAGUUAAACAUACCAGUAUUUCAUACAUUGGACGAAUAUUUCAAGUUUUUUAUUGAAACAUGGAUUUAAGAUAUUGCUAGUUAUUUGAAUAAUACUUAACAAGCACAGAAAAAAGAACACAAAUUACAAGAAAAACUACACCAAAAAUAGUGAUUUAAAAAAUUUUCAAUUUGAUUAUAAUAUUAAAUUAUAUUAAAGAAUACAAACUUAAUUUAAAGAAAACAACUAGACCGAAUUAUUGCACAGUAAGUAAAAACGUCUAAUUAUCGAAAGAUACAAAUAUUUAUUUUUAGUCGAGGAAUUUAGCUAAAAUCUGUACCGGCAGGAAAGCACUUUCGAUUUAAUUACAUCGAGGGAGUUAAAACCCUUAAAAAAUAAUAUGCUAUAGCUUGUAAAACCCAGUAGCAUACUUAAGUAAACAAUAGAAUGCAAACAGCCAUUUCCGAAGCAAGGGAGGUCUGGUAAGGUGGACAGUUAUACAGUUAUACAUUUAAUCGAUGACAUUAAUAUCAAAAGAAAAGAUAAGGAGGGGGGGGGGGGGUAAAGUAAAUAAUGCAACGUCAUGGGAUGACAAAAGAAAUUGAUCAACAAAAAUGCUAUAAAACAAGUGGAUUAAAAAAAUUUAAAACAAUUUAAUCGAUGACAUUAAUAUCAAAAGAAAAGAUAAGGAGGGGGGGGGGGGAAAAGUAUAUAAUGCAACGUCAUGUGAUGACAAAAGAACUUGAUCAACAUAGAUGCUAUAAAACAAGUGUAUUAAUAUAAUGUAAAACCGUGUAGGCGAAGUUUUAUAUAUAUCAAGUGAACCUCAUAAGAAUAGUCCGGUCUUGUAGUCUCGUAAACAGUACGUCAUUGUAGACACUGAGUAGGCAGUUGAUCAAGUUAAAUUAUUUGUUUUAAAUACGAAAAGUGAUCAUUAUUCAUCAAUAUACGUCUUUUUCUCCAGUUAAUCACUCUAAACGUGAUGACCGAUUGUACUGGAUUCAGUAAAGAUGCCGACUUCUACUGCACUGAAAUAGAUAGUAAUGUAUAUAUUAUUACAAUCAAUGCUAAUGAACUUUCGAGAUAUAGUCAAGCUGAAAUUAGGGCAUAUACAGUAAUUGUAAACCAAAAGAACGUCUACAGUGAUAUCCUUGCAUUUCCUCAAAUUUUCGGUAAGUUGAAAAGUCAACAAUUUUUUUUUCGUCACAAAAAUAAAAAACUAUACCCAAUCUAUGCAUUUUAAACAGAAUGUUGAUUAAUAAGUUUGAAUUGAAAGUUUAAAAAAUAAAAUAGUUAAAUUAUAUAGACAUUAAUUUAUAUUAAAGAAAAACAAAACUUAAUUUGAUAAAAGGGUACUUUUGUUUUUUGUUAAGGUCGCCGUUAUCAUGAGAUAAUCUUUUUAAGGCAUAAAUCCAAAUACACAAAAUCUUAUUAAUUAACCGACUAUCAAUUGACUUCGCAAGCCGAUUCUAUAAUGAUGAUCGCAGUUGCAGAUUGGAUUUAAAUUUUGUUGAAUAAAUUAUUACUUUUUAAUUAAAUUGCGUAAAUUAGUGAUUAUUGAGAAUUAAUUUUUAUUGUCAAUAUCUUUAAAAAAAAUAAUAUUAUAUAUAUAUAUAUAUAUAUAUGUAUAUAUAUAUGUAUAUUAGUAAUAUACGUUUUUAAAGUUCUUGGACGUAUUUAAAAUUUAAAGUAAAAUGUACAUGAACUAAUAUUACUUCGUUUAAAAUGUUCAAUAUUUCUUAUGUUUUUGGAGAAUUUAAAUCGGUCAAGUAAAACUUGUAUAUAUAUAUAACGAGCUAAGUUGACUGUAGCGCCAAAGAACCAAAAAGAUUAAGGUACGUUCAGAUUCUAAAAGAAUAAUCAUAGCUAUGUUCUAUUAUUUGACAAAAAUCGAAUAAAUCUAAUUGCACCAAAAAAAAAAAAAAAAAAAAAAAAAAAAAAAAAAAAAAAAAAAAUAUUUUUUUAAAAAAAAAAAAAAAAACAAAAUGCACCAAAAAAAAAAAAAAAAAAAAAAAAAAAACUACCUAUAAAUACGCUUUUCUUUUAGUAAAACUGUAAGCAUUAUAAUUACGCAUUACAAACACAUUUAAAAUAACAACAAAAAAAAAAAAAAAAACAAAAUAAAAAAAAAAAAAAAAAAAAAAAAAAAAAAAAAAACUACCUAUAAAUACGCUUUUCUUUUAGUAAAACUGUAAGCAUUAUAAUUACGCAUUACAAACACAUUUAAAAUAACAACAAAGUAAAAUAAAUAAUUUAAGACUUAUAUCCGAAUUUAAAAAUAAUGAAAAAACAAUUAUGAUCAAAGAAUUACAUCGUAAUAUAACAUAUAUCUGGAAACCCUAAACAUCAGUUUAGUGCAUUUUUAAGUGCCUUUUUAAUAUUGCGAAAUAAAUUAAAAUUAAUUUGUUCUAAAUAAACAUGCAAAUGAUGUCAUAGCGCGAAUAGCCUAAUUUAGAAGAAACUAUUAAAUUUCUUUGAUUUAGUAACCACGCGUUACAAACUGAUAAUGUAUUAUCACCUUAAUAAAAGUAAAAUUAAUUAAUAUAAUUGAUUGGUUUUUAUAUUAUUAAUACAACACACACACACAUUUUAGCCUUGUUUUUUAAACAUUAAAUACGUUUUUACUUUUUUUAAUUGGAAACAUAUACUUUUAUUAAAUGUAUAACGUAAUUAAAUCGUAAUCAGUAAAUACUAGAAUGAAUAAGCUAAAUAUUAUUGGGAUACUAAUGGUAGGUCCUUUACAUUUCAAAAGUUAUGAAUUGGGAUGAGUUUUUGCAAUAGCAGUUAGAAAUUAUCGCAAAGGAACAACCAUUAUUAUCCCGAUAACAUCGGGUCAUUUAUUCUUGUAUUAUACAAAAUCAGGAUUAAGAGCUAACAUUUUAUGCCAAGAAAUUAGUUUAAGAAAGUAUUUAAUUAUUUUGCACAAUUUGUUUGUAAAAGCCUACCUUAUGUAGUUUGAGAAUGUUAUAAUUUGUUAUGGACUCUUAACAUUUUAAACUUAUGCAAUGAAUGAAUUAUAAAUAAAAUAAGGAAACCUUAGAUAUAAUUCACGCUCUUUUUUUUAAAGAUCAUAUCCUCUAUUCUUUGAAUGUCACUGUUACCUGUAUCACGCCUAUGAUAAAGAAUGAUCUUUUUCUAUAUAGAUCCAUUAAACUUCAAUGGGCACCUAAAAAUAAAUGGAAAGAACAUGUCAACAGAUUUCUGUAAUACAACCAUUGAUGUAAGGGAUUUAACAUUAGAAUUUGACUGCGUCAGUGCUGCCAAGCCGUGUGUCAUAGAGAUGCAGGUUAAUGGUGACACCGUAGUUAAACAAAGUGAAAACCACGCUUUCUUCCAAGGAAAAUAUGAAAAUGGCAAAGAUGUAUUAGUAACGAUCAAAUAUUCCGCCUGCAGAUUAGAUGGUAAAUUCAUUACUAUCAGCUGCUCUGUUUUUACUGGUAAGUUGGUAAUGAUUAAAUAUUCAGUUUGAAAAUUUAUGUUUGGUCAGCUAAGGUUGACAUAAGCGACUCAUAUUUCAUUUAAUAAUUUCAGACGCAUGGUAGUUGAUUUAUUAAAGAAAAAUAGUAAAGUUGUUUUCAAAGUUUACAGGAGCUUAAGGUUAUACAGGUUGGAAAGCAGUAGACUAAUGAGUCUUUAUACAAAAAACAUUGUAUAUGACGGUUUGUUGCAAACGAAAUCUGAAUGAAAUUCGUCUUUGUUAUAUUUUUUUUACUUAGAUUGAAAAAAAAAAAAAAUUAAACUAGAUAAAUCAUUUUUUUUAUUUUUAGCAUUAAUUAUACUACUUUUGGCAUUGUACACCCUUUUUUGUUACACAUACAAGUAAAGAAAUCAUUUACGAUCUAGCAUUAAAUAAUAUUUACCAACAGCAAUUUUUGUCUUGCAAAACAACACUAAUUGCAAAUUAAUUGUGACUUUGAGCUGGUUUUCUUACGACCCCUCUAAGCAUCAGAGGUUCUGCUAGUUUUGUUUGUGAGUGCGCAGAUGGCUAAUGAGGCCGAUUCUGGUACGAAAUUCUCUUGUGCAGUAGGUGCAGGGGAAUGAUGGCGCAUCUCGGGGGCAGAGUCAGACCGGGCCUUCCUUGCAUGUCUCUUGCGCUCUUCAGCAACUGUUUUGCCAACUAUAUGUUGCAUGGAUCUCAUGUGUAAAGUGGAACGCCGUGAAGUUUGAUCCUUUGCUUUUUCCUCACACGUGUCUUGGUUUACGUUGAAUGCUUUCAGUGAGGCUUUAGGUUGUCUUUAAAGCUGUUUUCUGCCCACCAGCAGACCGCUUUUCUUGUUCAAGCUCACCAUAUUUUAGCCGGUACACAAUACACACAUAUGGGAACAAACAAUAAAAUCAAGAACUGUUAAUUUAAAAUCAGUUUUUAUACCCUAAAAAAUGUCCCUACUUAAUUUAAUUAAAACAUGUUUUAUUCACUUUCUUAAAGCUGUAUUUAUAUUUUUAAAAUGCACAAUAAUGUGUUAUUGUGUUUUGGAUUAAAAUGUAUGUUAAGCAUAUAUUAUAAGAAAUAACUAUUUUAAGCCCAUGAUUUAUAGCCGACAUUUUUUCUUAUGCCCAAACUUUCUAAUUUGAUUCUUCGAAGUGAAAUUUUCGAUCCAGUAUUUUGCAACAAUCUAAAUAGGCUAUUUCAAAACGAUUGAGGGAUUUGAGAUUUGUUGCUUCAUAAGAUAAGCUAUUAGGGCAGCAUGUUUGGAAAAUGAAUAAAAAUCAGAUAAAUUAAAAGAAUAAUGCUAAAGCGAACAUUCGAUAAAUAUACAUCAUGUUAUCCAGAUAAUUUUUUUUUUUUAAUGUUUAUACAUGUUCUGCUUUUUGGUUAACACCUAUUCUUAUUUUAUGAAUACUUACCAUCACUUUACUUUAUUUUUAUAAAAUGUUACAUUCUUUCACAAAAACUAAGUAAAACAAUUAUGGAGCAGAUAUUUCUUACAAUGUAAUUGUCAUAUUUUUUAAGCUAAAUUACACCAAGUGCAUUAUGAGAUUAUUUUAAAUCUUUAUGGGUACUUAAUUUUUUCAAGUUCAAUAUAUGUAUAUAUUUAUCGAACUAUAAUCUUUGCUUACUAUAAAUAUUGUAUCUAGUGUCUCAUGAUCAUACUAAAAAUAAUGAAUUUGUAGUUUUAUUCACUUUUUUCUAUGCAUAUUUUUCAUUUAGGAUUAAUUCAAAGUACACCUAAAGACAACAGUAACAAUGAUAUAGCUAUAGGUGUUACUGUACCUCUCGCUUGUAUAUUUUUGGUGGCAACUAUAUCAUUCUUAAUUUACAGGUAA
Lymnaea stagnalis (great pond snail) is the source of this 5895-nucleotide messenger RNA. Lineage: Eukaryota; Metazoa; Mollusca; Gastropoda; Lymnaeidae. The record is from the annotation of a GenBank genome assembly.